CAAACAAAGUCGUGGCUUGCUGUGUGGCUGGUCGAUCUUCCUAGGAACCAGAACGUAGGCGAGCAGCCACACAAAGCACGCGCUAGCAAUUUGGGUAGCUCAGGACAAACAAACAGAGAGGCAACCAAUCUCACCUGCAGCAUACAUACAUGUACACAUGGUGAGAAGCCGAUUUGACGAAUUCAAGAGAUAAAGGGAAAACGGCUCUCGUACUCAGCACUGAGUUGGUUUUUUUUUUCGGAGGAGGACAGCCACAAAGUUUGCCGCUGGCCUGCCUCUUCAUCUUUUUGCUGCUUGCCCCGCCAUAGCUUCUGCAUCAUGGCGUCACUUUCACCAUCGCGGGGCACCUGGCUGCUGGUGCUCUGCAUCUGUCUCGUGCUACUGCCGUCCAAGGCGGCUGCGUUUGGAGCAGGCAAUAUUCCAUCGAUUGCGCAGGUCGAGGGCCACAACUGGCGUCAUGGAGAUAUCGAGGACAUGUUGACAACUGUUGCCUUCCUCCAUGGGAAAAAAUGGACAUCCAUGCUCGUCAAAAGGACUUACUUUGGCAACUGGCUUCGUGAUUACUCGCAGGCCAUCGACGUUGGCUCUCUCAAGGGCGUCAAUGCUCCCACAAUCCGUAUCUUGGUUUGGAUCCUCUCGUUCAUGGCCUUUGGCUACGCCACAGAGGAAUUUGAAGUGACAGAGGAGCGCUUGGGCUGCUACCGUCCGGAGGAGCAUAUCGACAACCCCAAGGGCUACGCCGAUGGCCUUGAUGCUCGCACAUUCGACCCUCGCCUGCGUGGUCCAGUUGAUCCCAUUGAAAUCGACAUUGAUAUGAACACUGGCAUGAAGAAUUACAUUGCCAAUGAGACUGGUCGAUGGGCUACCAGCGCCGGCUAUCUCCGAUAUAGUUUUGCUCGAAGCAUCCACUUUGGCCGCCUCUAUACCCAUGGAUCACAGAGUGGCAAGGAGGCAGAUUUGAACGAAGCACUCAGGUGCCUUGGUCAGGCGUUACACUGCAUGGAAGACUUUAGUGCUCACAGCAACUACUGCGAGUUAGCCCUCCGUGAGUUGGGUCACCGAGAGGUCUUCCCACACUGUGGUUCACAGUCGGAGAUCACAAUCCAUGGAAAGCGUGUCUUCCCUCUGGUGACUGGUACUUUUGGAGGUGUCGAUUUUCUGCAUUCCGUGAUUGGCGAGGCAAACGACCACUUCACCCAAUCCGAAGUCGAUGAAGUCGAUGUUGCUCUCUUAAAUGCGGGUGGUGCCGGCGGCGGCGGAGGUGCUUCCAGGGGUCUCUUGGGCGUUGGCGCUCCACGAGAUUUUAUUUCUCUCAUUGCCAAGAUACCUGGCGAUGGCGCUGGCUUCGCCGCUCAAGCUCGAGAGCUCAAGGCCAUGUCAGAUGCCCAAGAACAAGAAAACGAAAUGCGCUCUCGCUCUGAAGGGAACACCAAUGUUAUUCCUGGCGUAAGCCCGAAUUUUGACCCAGUCAAGACUGCGAAGCGGAUCUACCCCAUAUUGCAAUUCCGUGACAGGAUUGUGAAGGCGAUUAGCCGAGGAAUCGAAAAGAUUCCCGGUCUCGAGAAACUCCUUGAGCACAUCAGUGAGACGCUGACAGCCUUUAUCCUCGGUCUCCUUGCUCCUUUUAUUCGGCCCAUUAUCAACCAGGUGUCGAAGGUCUUGAAGGAAGGCUCCUCUGGAGUGCUCAGCGCCAGUGCUAACUCUCAAUUCGAGCCAUGGGACAACCCCAGAAGCACGGAUCCAACACACUCUAUGCUAUCAAAGGAUCAUUUUACCAACGUCCUCAACUCUUGCGCGGGUCGGGUUGCAAGUACAGUCCUUCAGUAUACAGUCCCCCGUGUUCUCUACGCAUGGGAGAACCCCAAUGUCCCCGUAGAUGAAGUUGUCAACGACGUACUGCGCGCAUUCCAUCACCCAGCCCUUCGCCGCGGAGACGUUCAGAUCCAGCAGGAUAUGUUCCGCACCGUACAGACCUGGGUCAAUGAGCAUCCUCGCCGGCACGAAAUCGACCAUCUCUUGUCGUCAGAGUCUGUCAGACAGGGCAAAAAUCACAUUCUCAAUCAGCAGAAGGGAGGCGGCGGCCAUGGUCACGAUGCUUGGGAGACAAUCACCCAGCUUGGCCACGGCAAGGUUUCUGGAUCACUCUGGGAGCAAGUCAAGACUCGAGACUUGAACUCUCUGGAGGGGCAUGAUGGUAAUCCGUCCGCCAACUAUAUGUCCAAUUCCCCAGCUCCCCCUUCGCGCUAUUCACCACCAGCUCAGGGGGGCUACGGGUAUGGAGAGAGUGCCUCAUACCUCGCUCAGUCCCAUGCUGGAUCAUCACAAGGUCAUUCUGGCCAUUCUUCUGGCCACUUCCAGGGCCACUCCGAACAACCACAGUAUCAACAGCAGUACGGCGGGCAGCCUCAACCUCCUCAUGGAUAUGGCGAUCAAGGAUAUGGUGGCCAAGGAUAUGGCGGUCCAGCCCAACCGCAAUAUGCUCCUCAUCAUGGUCACGGCCAAGGGAACCAGCAGCAGCCACCAUACUGGGGAUCACAGCAUGAACGCUAUUAAGCAUAAUAUCUCUUGACUGGCUUGGCAAUGAACAGAAUUUCAAAAGCUUUUGGUAUGGACGCUUGUGCGCGGUGGUGUGUAUACGUGCUUUUGUCUAAAAUUGUGUCCAUUUCGGGAGAUAUUGAUAGUAUGACAGUAAAAAAAAGUUGGGGCCUGAUAAACAGUAUAGUUGAUAGCAGGUACAUGUGAAAUAUGAUAGUAUUGUGUUUUGUUUACAUCGUUUAUACCACAGAAAUCAAAUACAUAUGCCC
Molecule: messenger RNA, 2804 nt
Organism: Trichoderma asperellum CBS 433.97
Lineage: Eukaryota; Fungi; Ascomycota; Sordariomycetes; Hypocreales; Hypocreaceae
Source: RefSeq, a predicted model, not a curated record